Messenger RNA from Sorghum bicolor (sorghum), 1639 nucleotides. Its product is annotated as UBP1-associated protein 2A. The transcript is spliced from 2 exons. Bases 88 to 1383 code for a protein of 431 amino acids. Gene Ontology annotation, molecular function: RNA binding. NCBI's taxonomy places the organism in Eukaryota, Viridiplantae, Streptophyta, Magnoliopsida, Poales, Poaceae. The record is from RefSeq and is a predicted model, not a curated record.
UAGACUUUUUCCGUCUCCGUUUUGGCCGGCAGCGAUCCAGCCCACCUCGCCACCGCCGGCGGCGACCCAUCCGACCGGGACCCCGCAAUGGGGAAGAAGAGGAAGAAGGGAAGAGCGGCCAAGGAACCCCGCAAGAACCACCACCUCCAUCCACAUUCCUGUUCCCGGCCCUCCAUCUCCACCCGCGAACACAAACGUCGAGACCCUGCCCCGGGCACCGGCUCCGGCUCCGGCUCCGAAUCCGACCCCUCGCUGCCAUCCACUUCGGACGCCGUUCGCCGUCUAAUCGAUCCCUACUCGAAGCCCCGGCUCAUCGCCAUCCUCGCGGAGGCGGCCACAGCGAACCCCGCGCUGCGCGCCCGCCUCGGCGCCGCCGCCGCCGCGUCGCCCUCGCACCGCCAGCUCUUCGUCCACGGCCUUCCGCCGCACGCCGACAGCGCCGCGCUCGCGGAGGCGUUCUCCCGCUUCGGUCCCCUCGCCGACUGCCACGCCAUCGCGGACCACCGCGCCUCGGGGCGCUGCUGCAAAGGGUACGGCUUCGUGUCCUUCGCCUCCCGCGCCGCCGCGCGCCACGCGGUUCGGGAGGCCCCCCGCGUCACCGUCGCCGGACGCCCCGUCUCCGUCCAGUUCGCCUCGGCCGGCCCGGACCCGUCUGGUGGGGGCGGGGCCGGGGCCGCCGGGCGGCGGGUGUACGUGACCAACGUCGCGCCGGACGCCAGCGCGGAGCGGCUGCGCGCGUUCUUCGCGCGGUUCGGGGAGCUGGAGGGCGGGCCGUUCGGCUUCGACGGCGACACCGGGUACGCGCGGUUCGGGGAGCUGGAGGGCGGGUACGCGCUGUUCGUGUACCAGGCGGCGGCCGGCGCCGCGAAGGCGGUCCAGGAGCCGUACCGCGUGUUCGAGGGGCGCACGCUGCAUUGCCAGCUCGCCAACGAACCCGCCGCCGCGCGGAAGACCAAGGCACCCGUGGCGCCUCCGCCGGCGGUGGUGGCAGCUUCGGCUGCCGGAACGCCACCACGGCUGCAGUCGGUGCUUGAUGCCGCCGCGGCCGCCGGCGUGGUGGACCUUGCAAGUUACGCUCGUGACCCAGCACAGGCUGCAGCGUUGCUCGGCCAGAAUCCUGCUCUUGCGGCUGCAGCAUUGAGCACUGCAUUGGCGUCCGGGGACGCCACCACCAUUCCCCUCACUCCGGCAGCUGUGUCUGUGCCAAUGGAAGUAGCUUUGGCCUCGCCAAAACCAGCGACUGCCGUAACAGUGGCACCAUCACCAGUGAUGGUUGGUGUUAGACCGAGUGGCGGACCAGGACUGCUUGGGGCAUACAAACCGCCAUCGUUGCUAAUGGUGUCAUCCUCAUCAGGGAGGAAAGGGAUACUGAUGGGCACCUGAUGGAGUCAUGAGAGGGACCUAUGGACACUGCAAUUCUUAGUUGUGCUUAAGCUCGAGAGGCCUUCAGGAAGUAUGUUGAUGGCUUCCGUUUUUGUAAACCUGAGACUUGGAUGCAAUACGAUCCUCCAUUCUAUGGAACUGUGUAGUGUUUCACACUUUCACUUUCCUUAUAACCGUCUGAUCUGCUAGAAAACUAUAAAAUGUAUCAGCACUUAUUAGAUUCUAUUUUCUAUACAGUCUUCCUUGGGUAAGAAAA